UCCUCUCAGACCACCAGCACACAACUAUUCCUCUCCCUCUCUGUCCAUCUCUUUCCUUCUGCCUCUGCAUCCAUCCAGCUGGGAUCCAGUGAGGGAACCAUGAAGACUCUGUCUGCUGUUCUGUUCCUGGUGCUGCUCUGCUCUGUGCAGCUCGUCUACAGCAAUACACCAGGUCGUCCUGUUCCCUGUUGUAUGGAUUAUUACGAAAAAAGGAUCCCACUGAGUCAGAUUGUCUCCGUCUCCGAGACCAGCAGCAGCUGUCCUAAAAGAGCAUUAGUGUUUGUUACCAAGAAAAACCGGCAUUUCUGUGUAAAUCCAGAGGAGGACUGGGUCAGUAACCAUGUCAGUAAUCUGGACAACAGCAAGAACACUGACUGACAACAGCAUCCAUAAAAACAGCUGAGACCAUCAAUCAUGGAACCAACCUCCAGUCUGACACUGAAGGACUGACCAGAAGAGGAGAUGAAACUCCUGAUGUUAGAUUGUUCACGUCAUCUGAUAUUUUAGCAUGUUUUAUGCUUUGUCUCAAUUUUUACCCUUAUUCUUGUCAGAUAUAUGUAUGAUAUAUUUAUAUUCAUUUGCUUGGGUAAUAUAUAGAUGUCAUAAUACUUAUUUGCUUGCAUUAAAUUCGUGUUUUAAGUUUUUAAGUUUUAUGUUUAUCUCCAAGUAUGAAUAAUUUUUUUGUAUGAGCUCUUCUUGAAUUUAACUUUUUUCUAAUGUGAGAUAAUGUAAUACUAAUUUUAUUGAUUCAGCUGCAUGGUUAUAAAUGUGUAAGUCACUAAUGUAAGUAGCAACUAUGCUUUUGGUAAACAUACCACCAUUCCAUUAUUUAUGUCAAUUAUGCAGGUGUUUUUACUUAAAGUUCAUAUUUUAAGUGAAAUCCUAUUUCCAGCAAAUACAGUCCAUAGUAUUUUAAGCUCUUUUACGAUAUGUGAUGUGAGUUAAAUAAAACAGUUGUUUUGUAAUUUUGUACUUGCAAAAAAAUCUCAUAAAGGUAGUGAAAAACGCUACAACAAUCUAGUUACCAACCGUUUGCAUGUAUUUAAAGAUUUUUUUACAGUAGCAAUCAAAAUUAGAAAACAAGUG
Molecule: messenger RNA, 1086 nt
Organism: Brienomyrus brachyistius
Lineage: Eukaryota; Metazoa; Chordata; Actinopteri; Osteoglossiformes; Mormyridae
Product: C-C motif chemokine 3-like
Exons: 3
Coding region: 100-378 (92 amino acids)
Biological process (GO): monocyte chemotaxis; chemokine-mediated signaling pathway; lymphocyte chemotaxis
Cellular component (GO): extracellular region
Molecular function (GO): chemokine activity; CCR chemokine receptor binding
Source: RefSeq, a predicted model, not a curated record